Messenger RNA from Cervus elaphus (red deer), 1123 nucleotides. RefSeq names its product APAF1 interacting protein (gene APIP). The transcript is spliced from 7 exons. Gene Ontology annotation, cellular component: cytoplasm. Gene Ontology annotation, molecular function: methylthioribulose 1-phosphate dehydratase activity; metal ion binding. The record is from RefSeq and is a predicted model, not a curated record. NCBI's taxonomy places the organism in Eukaryota, Metazoa, Chordata, Mammalia, Artiodactyla, Cervidae. Bases 192 to 920 code for a protein of 242 amino acids.
CCCGGCCAGGCGGCUGCGCGGUUGGGUCAGAGAGGCCCUCGCAGACCCGCCUUUCAUCUUGUUCGCUCCGCCUCCAGGCUGCCCUCAGAGCCGCCUGAUUGCAGCUCGGGCCUCGUCGCGUGGGCCCAGGCGGAGCUCCAGGAGCAGAGGCGUGCGAAAGUUGCAAGGCGCGGGUACCGCUAGUCCCGGCCAUGUCUGGCUCUCACGCUCCAGAGGGAGACUGUUGCUCACGGCAGUGCCGCGCGCAGGACAAGGAACAUCCAAGAUACCUGAUCCCAGAGCUUUGCAAGCAGUUCUACCAUUUGGGCUGGGUCACUGGGACCGGAGGAGGAAUUAGCUUGAAGCAUGGCAAUGAAAUCUACAUUGCUCCUUCAGGAGUGCAAAAGGAACGGAUUCAGCCUGAAGACAUGUUUGUUUGUGACAUCAAUGAAAAGGACAUAAGUGGACCUCCGCCAUCUAAGAAUCUUAAAAAAAGCCAGUGUACUCCUCUUUUCAUGAAUGCUUACACAAUGAGAGGAGCAGGUGCUGUGAUCCAUACCCACUCUAAAGCUGCUGUCAUGGCCACCCUUGUCUUCCCAGGAAAGGAGUUUAAAAUUACACAUCAAGAGAUGAUCAAAGGAAUAAAGAAAUGUACCUCGGGAGGGUAUUACAGAUAUGAUGAUGUGUUAGUAGUACCUAUUAUUGAGAAUACACCUGAGGAGAAAGACCUCAAAGAGCGCAUGGCUGAGGCAAUGAAUGAUUACCCAGACUCCUGCGCAGUGCUAGUCAGACGGCAUGGAGUCUACGUCUGGGGAGAGACGUGGGAGAAGGCUAAAACCAUGUGUGAGUGUUACGACUAUUUGUUUGAUGUUGCCGUAUCAAUGAAGCAAGUAGGACUGGACCCUACACAGCUUCCCGCUGGAGAAAAUGAACUUGUAUAAGUCAAGUGGAAGUUUACUAUAUAAAGAGAUAAAGUUUAUCUUAAUUAUUACAUAAAUGACAUGACUUUUUAAAUGAAUUGAAAAUGUCUAUGAAACUAUUGAUUUGUCACUAAACACUGCAGAUUUUCUGACACUGGGUGAUAUUUCCUUACAUUCUUAUAAUUUUAAAUGACAAUGCAAUGGAAUAAAAUUUUUAUAAUGAA